Messenger RNA from Amaranthus tricolor (Joseph's coat), 1431 nucleotides. RefSeq names its product leucoanthocyanidin dioxygenase-like. The coding region runs from base 97 to 1185 and encodes 362 amino acids. The transcript has 2 exons. NCBI's taxonomy places the organism in Eukaryota, Viridiplantae, Streptophyta, Magnoliopsida, Caryophyllales, Amaranthaceae. The record is from RefSeq and is a predicted model, not a curated record.
AAACAUUUUUAUUCAAUAAGCACUUAAUUCUUCUCACUAAUCUCUUCUAACUCUUAAUUAUCAUCAAUAAUUGUUGGUUAGUAUAAAAAAGCCCUAAUGGCACCUACAAUAUCUUCUUCUAGGGUUGAAACCCUAGCAAGUAGUGGCAUACAAUCCAUCCCAACGGAGUAUGUAAGGCCAAAAGAAGAGCUUACUUCUAUUGGGAAUGUCUUUGAGGAAGAAAAAAAUGAUAAUGGACCUCAAGUUCCUACAAUAGAUAUUAAAGAUAUCGCGUCAGAAGAUCAAGAGGUUCGAGAAAAGGCGAUUCAGGACCUUAAAAAGGCCGCAAUGGAGUGGGGUGUUAUGCAUCUUGUGAAUCAUGGAAUCUCCGACGAGCUUAUCAAUCGCGUUAGGGCGGCCGGAGAAACCUUCUUUGAGCUCCCAAUAGAAGAGAAGGAGAAGUAUGCAAAUGAUCAAGCUUCAGGGAAUGUACAAGGGUAUGGAAGUAAGCUAGCUAAUAAUGCUAGUGGUCAACUUGAAUGGGAGGACUAUUUUUUUCACCUUAUUUUCCCCGAGAACAAAAGGGACUUGUCCAUUUGGCCUAAGCAUCCUAUUGACUACAUUCCAGCAGUAUCAGAAUACUCAAAGAAACUAAGAGUCUUAGCAACAAAGAUCUUCUCAGCAUUAUCACUAGCAUUGGGUUUACAAGAAGGAAGAUUAGAACAAGAAGUAGGAGGAUUACAAGACCUUAAUCUUCAACUUAAGAUUAAUUACUACCCUACAUGUCCUCAACCAGAAUUAGCCCUAGGAGUAGAGGCACAUACUGAUGUAAGUGCCCUUACUUUUAUACUCCAUAACAUGGUCCCUGGCCUACAAUUACACUACCAAAAUAAAUGGGUCACUGCCAAAUGUGUCCCCAAUUCCAUUAUCAUGCAUAUUGGUGAUACAAUUGAGAUUCUUAGUAAUGGGAAAUAUAAAAGUAUUCUUCAUAGAGGGUUAGUUAAUAAGGAAAAGAUUAGGAUUUCUUGGGUUGUUUUUUGUGAACCUCCUAAGGAGAAAAUUAUUCUUAAACCCUUGAAUGAUCUUGUUAAUGAAGAUGGUCAUGCUCGUUUUCCUCCUCGAACUUUCGAUCAACAUGUUCAAUAUAAGCUCUUCAGGAAGACUCAAGAACUACAAACUGUAAUAACAAUGCCAGAUCAAUCUUAAUUCCAAAAGAUUGAAAUUGGUUGGAAGAUGAUGAAAGGAAGAUAUUAAGUGUUUUUAAGUUGAAUUAGUGUUGUAUUCUAAGCUUUUACUAUAUAUAUCAUAAACAAACUUAUUGUGUUUUUGAGAUAUUUGUGAUUUGUUUUUAAUUUUUUUCUUGAAACAAUCAUCAUGAUUCAUGUGUGACUUGAUGAUGUGCAUGUAUAAUGUUGUAGUCUAAUGUUAAAUAAAUAAUUAAGUUGUGGAUUA